AUGGCCUCCAGCGCCGAGCGCACCUUCAUCGCCAUCAAGCCCGACGGGGUGCAGCGGGGGCUGGUGGGGGACAUCAUCAAGCGCUUCGAGCAGAAGGGCUUCAAACUGGUGGCCAUGAAAUUAAUUCACGCCUCUGAAGACCUGCUGAGAGAACACUACAUUGACCUCCAGGACCGGCCCUUCUAUGAGGGCCUGGUGCAGUACAUGCACUCUGGGCCGGUUGUGGCCAUGGUGUGGGAGGGUCUCAACGUGGUGAAGACUGGAAGAGUGAUGCUGGGGGAAACGAAUCCCUUUGACUCCAAGCCUGGCACGAUCCGUGGGGACUUCUGCGUUCAAGUGGGAAGGAACAUCAUCCAUGGAAGUGACUCCGUAGAAAGUGCUGAGACAGAGAUCAAUUUGUGGUUCACUCCUGAGGAACUCGUUGAUUACAGGAGCUGUGCUCAUGAAUGGAUCUAUGACUAA
This is a messenger RNA of Indicator indicator, 462 nucleotides long. Its product is annotated as nucleoside diphosphate kinase-like. The coding region runs from base 1 to 462 and encodes 153 amino acids. Gene Ontology annotation, biological process: UTP biosynthetic process; GTP biosynthetic process; CTP biosynthetic process. The record is from RefSeq and is a predicted model, not a curated record. Gene Ontology annotation, molecular function: nucleoside diphosphate kinase activity. Lineage: Eukaryota; Metazoa; Chordata; Aves; Piciformes; Indicatoridae. The transcript is spliced from 4 exons.